This is a messenger RNA of Dromiciops gliroides (monito del monte), 603 nucleotides long. Its product is annotated as myosin light polypeptide 6-like. Bases 1 to 603 code for a protein of 200 amino acids. Gene Ontology annotation, cellular component: myosin II complex. Lineage: Eukaryota; Metazoa; Chordata; Mammalia; Microbiotheria; Microbiotheriidae. The record is from RefSeq and is a predicted model, not a curated record. Gene Ontology annotation, molecular function: structural constituent of muscle; calcium ion binding. The transcript is spliced from 2 exons.
AUGAGCAGUCUUGAUGCCCCUAAAGUGACAAAAACUGCGUGUGGCUCUUUUCCUCCUGAAUCGAAAAGGAUACAAAGUCACAGACAAGUAGGAAUUAUAUUCAAGAAAACUGCUCGGUGGCAGCAGAAACAGAGCUGCACAGCCAAGCUGUGUGACUUCACGGAGGAUCAGACAGCUGAGUUCAAGGAGGCCUUCCAGCUGUUUGACUGCAUGGGGGAUGGAAAGAUCUUAUACAGCCAGUGUGGGGACAUGAUGAGGGCCUUGGGCCAGAAUCCCACCAAUGCUGAGGUGCUCAAGGUCUUAGGGAAUCCCAAGAAGGAUGAGAUGAAUGUGAAGGUGUUGGACUUUGAACACUUUCUGCCAAUGCUGCAGAUCGUAGCAAAGAAUAAGGACCAGGGCACAUAUGAAGACUAUGUAGAGGGGCUUCGGGUGUUUGAUAAGGAAGGGAACAGCACAGUCAUGGGCGCUGAAAUACGGCACGUCCUUAUCACUCUGGGUGAGAAGAUGACUGAGGAAGAAGUGGAAGUGUUGGUGGCAGGGCAGGAGGACAGCAACGGUUGUAUGAACUAUGAAGAGCUAGUCCGGAUGGUGCCAAAUGGCUGA